Molecule: messenger RNA, 1974 nt
Organism: Drosophila obscura
Lineage: Eukaryota; Metazoa; Arthropoda; Insecta; Diptera; Drosophilidae
Product: 4-hydroxybutyrate coenzyme A transferase
Exons: 4
Coding region: 336-1766 (476 amino acids)
Biological process (GO): acetate metabolic process
Cellular component (GO): mitochondrion
Molecular function (GO): acetate CoA-transferase activity
Source: RefSeq, a predicted model, not a curated record
UCCCAAAAAUAAAGGAGUUGCGUGGUGGCUGGAGCCGCGAGGAGAAUAUCGGGACCACGGACGUUCAACUGCAUAAAUCCAGGCGGAAGGGAACCCGUGCUUUUCUUGCUUUAAAAUUUCCGGCCCUGGUUUUACGCGGUCGACGUUAGUUGCAAACGCGCAGCUGGAGCAACAACAACACAAAGUCUUGAGACUGGCAGGCACAGCACACAAUCAGCGAAAUCAACGGACUAGCAGCUAAUACACUGCCAUCUCAGAACACAACGUUAUUUAAUCAACUCUUGGCUGUUCGUUCUUUCGGUUAAGUGCGUGAGAGUGUCUCUAUAGCUGCAAUCAUGAGCAAGCAACUGGCGCGCCAUGUUGGCCAAAUCAACAAAUUCCUGACCGCACCAUCGGCAAAUGCUGCAUCCACCCACAACACCUACUUCACCUAUGUUCGUGAGCUGUCGCAUCCGAUUGCCCGUGACCCGCCAAUUGUGCCUGUCGAGGAGGCUGUCUCCUGCAUCAAGUCUGGGGAUACGGUGUUUGCGCAGGGGGCUGCCGCAACGCCUGUCGCUCUCCUGAAUGCCAUGGCUCUGCAUGGAAAGUGCAACCAGCUGAAGGAUGUCACCGUUUGCCACAUGCAUACGGAGGGUCCAGGAGAGUACUGCAAGCCCGAGUACAAGGACAUUUUCCGCUCGAACUCGCUGUUCAUGGGCGCCAACGUGCGCAAAGCUGUGGCCGAGGGACGGGGCGACAAUGUGCCCAUCUUCCUUCAUGAAAUUCCUCUGCUGUUCUACAAGAAGAUUAUCAAGCCUGAUGUGUCCUUGAUCCACGUGUCGCCGCCAGACAACCAUGGCUACUGCUCGCUCGGCACCAGCGUCGACUGCGUUCGCGCCGCUCUGCUCAACUCAAAGAUCAUUGUUGCUCAAAUAAACCCCAAAAUGCCGCGUACUUUCGGUGAUGCCAUCAUCCACAAAUCGCACUUUGACUUUGCUGUCGAGGUGAACGAAAGCCUGCCGCAGCAUGGCACUGGAAAGAUCUCCGCUGUGGAGCAGAAGAUUGGCAAACUGAUUGCCGAGAAUCUGGUGAAGGAUGGAGCCACCCUGCAGAUGGGCAUUGGCAGCAUUCCCGACGCUGUUUUGGCUGCCCUGCACAACCACAAAGACCUGGGCAUCCACUCCGAGAUGUUCGCCAACGGAGUGGUCGAGCUGGUCAAGAAGGGCUGUGUGACCAACAGCAAGAAGAAGAUGCACCAGGGAAGGAUUGUGGGUUCCUUCCUCAUUGGAGAUCAGCCCCUGUACGACUUUGUCAACGACAAUCCCUUCAUUGAAAUGUAUGGCAUCGACUAUGUGAACAACACCAGCAUCGUGAAGCAGCAGCCCCGCAUGACGGCCAUCAACAGCUGCAUUGAGGUGGAUCUGACUGGUCAGGUCUGCUCCGACUCCAUUGGCACGCGCUUCUUCUCUGGCUUCGGCGGACAGGUGGACUUUAUCCGCGGUGCCGCCGAGGGUCUGGAUGGCCUGGGUGUGCCAAUCAUCGCCAUGCCCUCGACCACCAAGAAUGGCGAGAGCAAAAUUGUGCCCACGCUGAAGCCAGGCGCUGGCGUCGUUACUUCAAGGGCCCACGUCCACUACGUUGUCACGGAGCAUGGCAUUGCGUCGCUGUUUGGCAAGAAUGUGCGCCAGCGCAUGUACGAACUGAUCCAGAUAUCCGACCCCAAGCACCGUGAGACCCUGGAGAAGAACUGCUUUGAGCGCAUCAAGGUGAUGCCGUCGCCAAACUAAAUCCAAACGAAAAUCUACAUCUAAAUCCAAAUCGUCGAUGAAUAGAAACAAUUUCAGUGUGGCCUGAAUCAGAAAUCCGUAAACGCAUUCCCGAAAUUGUUUGAGUUUGAGAGCUACACGAGGAUACGAUCAAAUCAGCUUAAGCUUAAGAUCCUUCUUUAGCAUUACCAAAUUGAGAUGGCAAAAUAAAACGAAUUCAUGUGAGAAA